This is a messenger RNA of Synchytrium microbalum, 2943 nucleotides long. RefSeq lists its product as uncharacterized. The transcript has 16 exons. Lineage: Eukaryota; Fungi; Chytridiomycota; Chytridiomycetes; Synchytriales; Synchytriaceae. Gene Ontology annotation, biological process: mRNA splicing, via spliceosome. The record is from RefSeq and is a predicted model, not a curated record. Gene Ontology annotation, molecular function: translation elongation factor activity; U5 snRNA binding; GTP binding. Gene Ontology annotation, cellular component: cytosol; U4/U6 x U5 tri-snRNP complex; U2-type catalytic step 2 spliceosome. The coding region runs from base 1 to 2943 and encodes 980 amino acids.
AUGGAUUUAGACCUGUAUGAUGAGUUUGGGAACUACAUUGGUCCAGAUCUCGAUGACGAGGAAGAAGACGACAUCGAUGCUACAUUCAACGACCAGCAGCAACACCAACCGCAAUUCGAUGGCGAAGAUGUUGAAAUGGAAGAUCAAGAACGGGUUGAGGAGUCUGGAAUGGCUCUGAUGCAGGUCGAUGCGACGAAUGCUGUCGUAUUACAUGAAGAUAAGAAAUACUACCCUACAGCCGAAGAAGUGUAUGGGCCUGGUGUCGAAACACUAGUUCAAGAAGAAGACACACAACCAUUAUCAGAACCCAUCAUCGCUCCUGUCAAGAAGAAGAAAUUCCAUCUAUCUGAAAAGGAUUUGCCAUUUACCAAAUACAAGAAGGAAUUUAUGGUGGAUUUAAUGGCACAUCCCGAUUUAACUCGAAACAUCGCCAUCGUGGGACACUUGCAUCACGGCAAGACAUCAUUCGUGGAUAUGCUGGUAGCUCAAACACAUGAUGUAAAGUGGGAAGUCGAGUCUGGAGAACGAUACACAGACAUACACGAACUAGAACGAGCUAGAGGGUUAUCAAUCAAAUCUAUGCCAAUGAGUUUUAUUUUGCAAGAUCUGAAAGGAAAGAGUCAUUUGCUCAACAUAAUGGACACUCCAGGACAUGUCAAUUUCAGUGAUGAAGUCACAGCUGCUAUUAGAUUAGUAGAUGGUGCAGUGUUAGUGGUUGAUGCCGUUGAAGGAGUCAUGGUCAAUACCGAACGAAUGAUCAAACACUUGAUUACAGAAAGGAUACCCAUCGUGUUGGUCAUCAACAAGGUCGACAGAUUGAUUCUGGAACUCAAGUUACCACCCAGCGAUGCCUAUUUUAAACUCAAGCUCACCAUUGAAGAAGUCAACAAUGUCAUCAGCUCUGUCGAUCCCGACAUGCGUGUCUCUCCUGAACGAGGCAAUGUCUGUUUCGCAUCAAGUCAAUUCGGCUGGGUGUUUUCGCUAAAAUCGUUCGCUCAAUCAUAUGCUGAUAACUUUGAAAACUUCGAUGUGGAUGAAUUCGCGAAAAGAUUAUGGGGCGAUAUUUACUUUGACGCAGAAAAACGAACCUUCCGUCGUCGGCCUCUUGAUGGCGACAGUCAGCGUACCUUUGUACAUUUCAUUCUAGAACCUCUCUUCAAGUUGUAUGCUCAAGUCAUUGGAGAAGACACGGAAACAUUGAAAGCCACAUUGGCAUCCCUCAGUAUAUAUUUAAAAAAGAAUCAAUUCGGAAUGGACAUUAAACCAUUGCUGAGAAUUGUAUGCGAGCAAUUCUUUGGCGAAGCAUCUGGAUUUGUAGAUAUGAUUGUCAAGCAUAUUCCCUCUCCUGUCCAGAAUGCUCGCAAUAAGGUCGAGCACCUGUAUACUGGUGAUUUAACAUCACUGGCCGCCACGUCCAUGCUAAGUGCCGAUCCAGACGGCCCACUCAUGAUUUACGUCACAAAACUAUACAGCAACGAAUCCUACACCGGCUUUGAUGCUCUAGGUCGUGUAAUGUCCGGUACAGUCAAAACCGGACAGUCAGUUCGAGUAUUAGGAGAAGGAUACACACCAGACGAUGAAGAAGAUUCACGAUCAGAAACAGUCUCUGAUUUAUACAUUUAUGAAUCUCGAUACCGUAUUCCUGUUACUGGAGCUCCUAUUGGAUCAUUGAUAUUAUUGUCUGGUGUAGAUGCUGCUAUAAUGAAAACGGCUACUAUCACAGAUUUACCGCCCAGUGAUGAAGAGCCUGUAUGUAUUUUUAGACCACUACGCUUUGAGGCUGGUUCUGUAGUCAAGGUUGCUGUGGAGCCCAUCAAUCCAACCGAGCUACCUAAAAUGUUGGAUGGGUUGAGGAAGAUUAGUAAGAGUUAUCCCAUUUUGAGCACAAAGGUUGAAGAAUCCGGAGAGCACAUCAUAGUGGGCACUGGAGAACUGUAUCUUGAUUGUGCUCUACACGAUUUACGUCGAUUGUACUCUGAAAUCGACAUCAAAGUAGCUGAUCCAGUAGUCCGGUUGUGUGAGACUGUAGUUGAAACAUCUGCACUCAAGUGUUAUGCUGAGACUCCCAACAAGAAAAACAAGCUCACCAUCAUUGCAGAACCAUUAGAAUCCGGAAUAGCUGAAGACAUUGAAAACUUACGAGUAAACAUUCAAUCACCACCUAAAGUCUUGGCUGAACAAUUCUCAACCAAGUAUGGAUGGGAUUUGUUGGCGUCACGCAAUAUUUGGGCUUUUGGACCUGAUGAUACUGGACCUAAUGUGCUGGUUAAUGAUACGCUACCAGUUGAUACGGACAAGAAGCUAUUAAGUGCCAUUCGUGAAUCUGUUCGACAAGGAUUUCAAUGGGGUGCACGUGAAGGACCAUUAUGUGAUGAGCCAAUCCGAAAUGUAAAGUUCCGUAUAUUGGAUGCUUCUAUAGCUGCAGAGCCCAUCUUCAGAGGUGGAGGACAAAUCAUUCCUACAGCUCGUCGUGUCUGUUAUAGUGCCUUUUUGACUGCCACCCCAAGAGUCAUGGAACCAGUAUACUAUGUCGAAAUCCAAGCACCAGCAGAUUGCGUCUCAGCAGUCUACACUGUCCUAGCACGUCGUCGUGGUCACGUAACCCAAGAUUUACCAAAAUCUGGAUCACCAUUGUAUACCAUCAAGGCACUUCUCCCCGUCAUUGAUUCCUUUGGGUUUGAAACAGAUUUAAGAACACAUACACAGGGACAAGCGUUUUGUCAACAAGUGUUUGAUCAUUGGCAGAUUGUGCCUGGUGAUCCACUAGACAAGACGAUUCAGUUACGACCGUUGGAGCCUAGUCCUGCUCAACACUUGGCGAGAGACUUUAUGGUCAAGACCCGUAGAAGGAAGGGGUUGAGCGAGGACGUUGCUGUUACCAAGUUCUUUGAUGAUCCUAUGCUCAUUGAAUUGGCCAAGUUGGAAGGCGGGUUGUUCAACUGA